Molecule: messenger RNA, 3166 nt
Organism: Aspergillus ochraceoroseus IBT 24754
Lineage: Eukaryota; Fungi; Ascomycota; Eurotiomycetes; Eurotiales; Aspergillaceae
Product: protein arginine N-methyltransferase
Exons: 4
Coding region: 233-2782 (849 amino acids)
Biological process (GO): peptidyl-arginine N-methylation; regulation of DNA-templated transcription
Cellular component (GO): nucleus; cytosol
Source: RefSeq, a predicted model, not a curated record
GCACGUUUCACUUGAUAUCCUCUCCCGCAGCCCGCAAGAAUGUCGAGCUAGUCCUCCUCCACACAAAUACAAUUAGACACAGUAUCAACAAUUCUCCUUCGCGCUGUAUGCUUGCUUCUUGAUCACAGUGAAGUCUCGACUCACUAUUGACUGCCUAAAUAUAUACACCGUUGUGUCAUCUUACUUCUCCCUCUAAAAAUCCACCUAAGUGCCGCAUUCAGAUUUCAGCAGCAUGGACUCCGAGGGGGCAGCUCCGAGUUUCUGCAUCGGACAACAUGAAAGCAAACGGGCUUUGCCAAUCACUUCACAGGCUGUGCAACUAGCUCAUGAGAGUAAUUAUGAUAUGCUCACGACUCCGAUUACGACUUCCCACUUCCAUUCGCGUGUACUUGGCCUUCUUUCGUCGCAUUUCUCCAAUAUCCAAGCGGUGUCGCGUGAUGUUUCUGGGACCCUGGCGACGACGGAAAAUACACGGGCUCUUACCAUCCCCCAGCUGUCCCCAUCGGAUACGCACCUGACGCCAAACGAUGCAAUGUCGCAGCUGGUGGGAGUCACGAGCUCCUGGAUUGACCUGUGCUCCCCAGAUCCGUUGAUUGCGGAUAUCUCUCGUCAGGUUCUCAUGCUGGAAGUCGCAUAUGCUGCUUUUUGUGGUAUUGGGUAUCUCCUAAUCCCGGGGCCUAAGUUACACCACAAGGACCUACAUUCGGAGGGAUUGGCCUACUAUGCAAGGGCCGUUCAAGAUGCGAUCAACCUUGGUCCCUAUAUCCAAUUUCAUAUCUGGUUGGGGAUGGUCGACAAUCCAGACCUCGAAGUAGACGAAAUGGGCGACCUCGCGCCUCUUGCUCGUGAAGAGUUUCUUGGUAGGGGUGACAGGCAGUCGCUGCAGGUAGAUCUUUUUGGAACGUGGGAUGCCUGGGAUCUGAUUAGGAGGACUUGUAGAUAUCAUUCCAGGCUUUUCGUAGCACUCGUAUUUCCGAAGCAGCUACCCCCCAUGUCGGUUCAAUCUAGAUGGCAUUCGGAACCUGUGCAUCUUCUCACUAUUGAUUCGUCUUCAUUCAUCAAAAACCAGAAGGGAUACCCAGUGCUAUCUAAAGGACAUCAAGCUUUAAUCGCAAAGUUCAUGCGCCUGAGGACCGUGCCGUGGAUCCUACUUUGCGACGUUGGCCCUAUCCCAGGCAUUGAGGCAGAGGGCAACCUAGCAAACCCGACGAACCUUCCUAGUUCUGAAUACCCGAGUCUUGCGCAGGUCGCGGGCUCAAACAAAAAGCAACACGACCCGACCCCUCACCUAUCCUAUAUGAGAAAUCUCCAGCAGCGUCAACCUCCUCGGACUGCCAUCGAACGAUUUGGUGUCGGAUACCAAGAUUAUUUGCAGGCUCCGUUGCAGCCAUUGACGGUCAACUUGGAGAGUAUCACAUAUGAAGUGUUUGAGAAAGAUCCCAUCAAAUACGAAUGGUACGAGAAAGCGAUUGCCAAGGCUCUGAGCGAUUGGUCUGAGCAAAAGAAGCCGACGUCGAAUCCUGAUGGUCGCGUUGUUGUUGCGGUGGUUGGUGCCGGUAGAGGGCCGCUCGUAACUCGAGCACUAAAAGCAAGUGCCGACGCGGGUGUCGAGAUUGACUUAUGGGUGGUAGAGAAGAACCCUAAUGCAUUUGUUCUCCUACAGCGCCAUAACGAGAAUCUCUGGGGGGGGAAGUGCACACUUGUCCACUCUGAUAUGCGGAGCUGGAAGGGUCCCCGUUUGAGCGGGAAGAGCGCCUCUUCGAGCGCGCCUGUCGGACAGUCCCUUGGGAUUGAAAACCAGCUGCUCUAUCCAUCAGAUUCGAUCCAGCAGACCGAUCCCGUUACCACAGCGUAUAUGCCCGAGCCUAUAUAUACUAAGAUUGACAUUGUGGUGUCGGAGCUCCUCGGCUCGUUCGGGGACAACGAGCUAUCACCGGAAUGUCUGGACGGUAUCAACCACCUUCUCAAUCCUGUGCACGGUAUAUCCAUUCCUGCCUCAUACACUGCACAUCUCACACCGAUCUCCGCACCCAAGCUCCACGCGGACAUCGCCAACCAAACCGUCUCCAACCCGGCGGCACCCGAAACGCCGUACGUGGUCAUGCUGCACGCGAUCGAUUUCCUCUCUACGACUAACAGUAACACCUAUGCGAACAAUGCUCGAUCCUCGAUUUCGACGCUCCCCACGGACAACUCGACGCCCUUGGUACAAACCGCGUGGGCCUUUGCACAUCCGAACGGAAACAUCCCGCCACCGUCGCCGUCGACAUCAACGAUCUCGAAUGGACAUAAUGUGCGGCGAACGCGGCUCACGUUUCCUAUUCAGAACCGCGGCGUGUGCCAUGGCCUUGCGGGCUAUUUUGAAACGGUGUUGUAUCGCGAUGUGGAGCUGUCGACGAACCCAGUGACGAUGGAGAGCAAAAGCGCCAACAUGAUUAGUUGGUUUCCAAUAUAUUUUCCAUUAAAGACUCCUCUUAAUGUUCCAGAUAACGGUGAAAUCGUGGUGACAAUGUACCGGCAAACCGACGAUCGCAAGGUUUGGUAUGAGUGGAUGGUGGAAGUGCUGGCCGUGGAAGGCAACGCAGGAGAGACCCCCGAGCCGGAGCGCAUUGCGCCCAUGAUGAGCGGGGCUGGAGCUAUUCCACCAGGCGCUGAUAGCGCUAAGAAUCAGGACCAUCACGCUACGGGGAGUAGUAGACUGGGGUCGGGGUCGCGAAUCCGGCGCGUACGGGUGGGGAUGAGUGAUCUACAUUCCAGCAUCAAGGAUGGAUGUCUGAUGUAACGAAUUCUACUCUGUACGGAGUAUCUACUCUACGGAGUACAGGGAGAGAGAGGAUAUGAUAUGAUAUGAUAUGAUAUCUGGAGGUUUCGCCAGGACGAAUGUCCUCCGGGAAGUGGUAAUUCCAAUCGGAACGCAAUCCGCUGAGAACAAGGGAAACUACUGAAUUUGAGUCUGUCUGUGAUUCUUUAUAACCUGCCUCAAGUCCCACUGGUAUCUUCUCGCAACGUGUUAAAAAGCUCGUCUGUGGUUGGUGAUGACAAGGAAGGGAAGUUGGUGGGAUUGGAUCAGGACAGCUUAUCAGAUUGAAGUUAUUCUACCUUGUGUAGUAUCUAUCUAUCUAUAUUUGAGACAGGAGAUGAAGAUCUUGAAAUGCAGAAUAUUCAG